Messenger RNA from Rodentolepis nana, 669 nucleotides. The record is from the annotation of a GenBank genome assembly. Lineage: Eukaryota; Metazoa; Platyhelminthes; Cestoda; Cyclophyllidea; Hymenolepididae.
AUGACGAGCCGCCCCUCUAAGACCCAUCACAGCCUCCUGACAGGAGCAGCCACAUCCUCACCUGCACCAGGUAACUCCUCUCUCACACCUUCUCCCCACUACAACGCUGAGCAACACAGUCUCCUCACAGGGGAUCCGCCCUCCUUCAAUGAACAACACUCCCUACCCUCCUCUGCCCUCCCGCGUUCUGUCAUGAAACCCACCGUGUCUCCGAACUUUAACCGACGCAAGCUUGAAUAUACUUCUCUUAGAGGAAAAGAUUUAGCACCCUUCCAAUUCAUACGCCACGGAUUCAACUAUGCCUCACUUAGAAUGGGGGCUAAUGUUGGGGCUCCAGGUGGCCCUCUGGUAAGUGCUGCGGGUCGAACCAACUUGACGGUUUCAGGUGCCAACGCGGCGAUUUCUGGUGGACAUGGAGGGUACUCAGGAGCUGCGACAAUGGCCCCAGCGAGUGGAAGCAACUUUUCGCGAAUGACAGCUGAGAGGAGGACAAUUCAUGCUGGAGUGGGACAUCAGAUACCCUCCUCUGCAAUGGAAGACUUCGAUCCCACCUCGAGCAUCGCGGCAAGAAAUGUGGGACUUUCAGAAGUGGGCAAUUCCGGAAACAACUCGGGAGGUGGUGCUAUGAAUUUCUUCAAGGGACUAACUCAGAAAAUUGGUCGAGGGUAA